GCAAGGGACCAGUCUAAAUACGGAUCCGCGAGUCCGCGGUAAAUGUAAAUUGUUAUGCGAAAACAAGAAAUGAAUUCGCCAAAGAAAGACUUAUAUCGCAGGGUUCCAAGUUCAGACAAUGCUGGAGCCCAAUCCCCAAACAGAAAGCCACUGGUGCAAGGUCAGCUGGUGACGAAUGCGACGAUGAGGGACCCGGACGAUCCCGACGUGAUCGUCACCCACAUCGCACACGACUCGGAUCUCAGUCAUCGCAUGAAGCUGUGUCAGCUAGAAGAUCCUGACCGCGCCACGCCGGAAAAAUACUACUCUGUCGGAGAAGUGGAGAGGCGCGGCCCUGCUGCGCCGGAGAAGCACGGAUUUGCUGCACCGGAGAAACAGGGCAGUGUUGCACCAGAGGACCCAACCGCUAGCCCACGCAGGUGUGCCCCGUUGCCAGCGGCGCUAGGAAAGGGCGAAGGUUCCCCACUGCUGCUGAGAAGGAGCGAGUCGCUAGAAUUAUCCGACACUGAAUCGGAUACAUUAGGUAUCAAGUCCCAGGAGAAUCCAGGACAAGUCGUUGUGGUGGAUGCUAUGCUAGAUUCAAGCAGAAGUCCAGAAUCAACAGCAGAAGUUGGCAUUGUUACCGAAAUCAUAUCGUCGCCUGCGUUGAUUACAUCUCAUGUAGCUGUGGAAGUAGCUAAACCAUCUUCUUCUAAGCCCGUGGUGAAAAAAGAAGACACUAAUGAUACUAAGCACGAAGCUGGCCUGAAGAAAAAGAAAAAAUCUAAAGGAAGGAUCGUACCCUCCAGGUACAUGGCGGCAGCUGGCGGUCUGUCGUCAAAGCGUAACGAGUCGGGGGAAACUUCAGCAGCUCAGUCGGACAGUUCCAGGACCACCAAGACUUCGGCGAGGUCAGUCGGAAUGCCGAGAAAUGUUUCACGAGUCACGAAACCAAAGCGACCGGUCUCAUCAAGGAUGGACAAGACUGGUGAUGAGUGCAACAAGUUCUACGCAAUUCCACACGACACAAAGUGUCGAGGAUCUCUCAAGGCGAUGUCGACGCCAGCCACUGCUAGCCGCGGCAGUAUGCAGGUCUUUGCCGGAAUCCAGGAAGACGACUUCAGCCAGACACGUGCCCAGCAUGUCAAAUCAAUCUCUAGGUCUUCAUACUCGCGACCAAGAUCGAAGCGAGAGAGUAAAGCGGCGCCAUCUUUAGAAGACGACCAGCUCACCUUCAGUUGCUCUACCGCGCUAUAUCACGUGGUCCUACAUGGACCACAGAUGUCAAAGAAAGCAUGUGACCAUCAGGAGGCUGAUGCAGCAGAGACAGAUGUACCAACUCUGGCAAGGAGUGGUGAACGGCUAGACGACUACAAGAGUAGGCUAGAUCUCGCACUAGACAAAGUAAAGCACAUCAAGAUGCUUGAGAAACCAUUGCAGCACAGAAGCUUUGAAGUCGAUGUCGGCAGAGUGAAAGACAAGUACGCGAACAUGGCCGCCUCCGUGGAGGCGACGUACGCAUCACUCAAGCACACGAUCAGCCACAUCCCGCGACGAUCCCACCGAACAGAGUGA
Molecule: messenger RNA, 1554 nt
Organism: Priapulus caudatus
Lineage: Eukaryota; Metazoa; Priapulida; Priapulimorpha; Priapulimorphida; Priapulidae
Exons: 12
Coding region: 55-1554 (499 amino acids)
Source: RefSeq, a predicted model, not a curated record